AACUCCUGCGUUCCAUCUGCAGCAAAUCCAUCCGUCCGUUUUUGGUGUAAUUUACUGUUUGAGAUUGUGAAUACUUGGCAUUGUUGGUACUAGAGCUCUUCUGAGAUCGUUAAGUGAAAAAACAAUGAUCUGGGUGGUGACCAAGGUGAGGUUUUAGGCCUGGAUUUGGAGUCUCUGAAGAUUUUGCUGAAGUGGGGGGUCUUUCUGGGGGAAAUGUUUUGUGGUUUUUUGGUUUUCUGGUGCAAGAGGGUGCUUGCGGUGGAGGAAGUGGUGAAUGCAAGGUACGGAGUGAUUGAGUGGUGGCCAUUGUUGUUGAGGAAUGCGUGGCCUAGGGUUUCUAAGGUUUGUAAGAUUUUCAAAGACCAAGGUGUGGUUCUGACCGCACUUUAGGUCUAUCUGCAUUAUUCUCAAUGGCAGAGACUUCUCUAACUACACUUGUGGCCAUGGAAGGUUUGCUUUCUUUGUUUGAUGAUUGAUGAUUCUUGUAAUUAGUGAAUAGCAAUUGAAAUUUGAAUUUUGGUAUGGAAAUAUGGAAAAUUUUGGAAAGAUAAAAUAUAUGAAGUUGAAGAACAUUCACAUUUAAUGAUUGUUAACGUUUCAGUAACUUUUAUCUUGGAAAGUUUGUGGUUGUUGUGUAAUGGCAUUUGCUGACUUAAAUAUUGGGUUAAGUUUAGCAAAGAUUAAUCUGAUCUCCUUUAUCAAUUCUUGACUGAAUUUCAUGCAGCAUUAUUAAUGUUGUCUUGUUUGGUUUAGAUGAUGCUGGUUUCUACUGUGUUUAUAUGGUUCAUAUUAACUUAUAGAAGAACAGAUUUUUUUUUGAAUAUCACCAAGCCGUAAAGAAACUUUGAUCUCAUUGGUGAUUCGAUGCUGAUUUGUGUCAGGUUUGUGAGCUGAAUCGUUGAGCCAUUCUAUUGUACAAUUUGCAUAUACAAUAGGGAGAGGAGAAAAAUUGUCAGAAGAUUUCUAUUUUAGCAUUCUACCAACUGAAAUGCAGGAUUUGAUUAUGAAAUUGUUUCUCAUAGUUUAUUAGAAUUCAAUGUUUUGGUUUGUCUAGUAGGAAGGGCUGUUUAUUUCUCAGAAAUAUUAAUUGACUGGAGUUUGGUGAACAUUGACAUUUUAAAAGAUGAGAGAAAACAAAGCAAUAAAAAAACCUGGUGAUGCAGCUGUUGUGCAUUUGAACUUAAAUUGUUA
Rubroshorea leprosula is the source of this 1191-nucleotide messenger RNA. The record is from the annotation of a GenBank genome assembly. NCBI's taxonomy places the organism in Eukaryota, Viridiplantae, Streptophyta, Magnoliopsida, Malvales, Dipterocarpaceae.